This is a messenger RNA of Emiliania huxleyi CCMP1516, 414 nucleotides long. RefSeq lists its product as hypothetical. The annotation marks the transcript as partial. The record is from RefSeq and is a predicted model, not a curated record. The transcript is spliced from 2 exons. Lineage: Eukaryota; Haptophyta; Isochrysidales; Noelaerhabdaceae.
AUGUUUGGCCUCGAGCGUGUCGUGCGGUGGCUGCUCAAGGGCUGGUUCCGCCUCGAGCGGAAGGACGUUGUGGUUUCGGCCACUCGUCUCGAGCUGGCCCGGCUCGAGCUGGUGGUCGACGCGUGGAACCAGGUGCUCGGCUGGGCAGGCCUCUGCCUUGCGAGUGGCUCUGCCCGCCGGAUCGCGGUGGCCAUGCCGUGGGCGGCGCCCCUGCCGAGCGGCUCGCGCGUGGAGGUGCACGGGCUGCGAGCCACGCUCCAGCGCCUGCCAGUGGCCCUUCCUACGGCGGAGGACGGCCCCGCCUCCGCGGCCGCCUCUCCGGCACCUCCGCCAGCGGCGGCGAUGGCGGCGGUGGCGGCGGUGGCAGGCGCAGAGGGCGGAGGAGGGGAGGGGUUGGAGGAGGGGGAGGAGGAG